UGUGUGUGAGUGGUGGGGGAAAGCAGAGAGUGAGCUGGUGGCUUUGCAAGAAUUUGCAUCAGCAUCGUUUCAGAAAAAUCUCUGCUGCCACAGCUGUAGUCAUCCAGGGAGGAGGGUGCACAAGGCAGAUCAAGGGGACGAGAAGAGAAACAGGCUCUUACAGUGGCAAGUACCUCAGCAGCAUUCAUAAGGUACAGUGAUUGAUGUCCAAUGUGUACCUCAGCAGUGGGAGCUAAAGCAGGUUUUCAUCCUCAGAGACCAAAGCAGCAGACAGAUGUAUCAGGAAAUACUCUGAUUUAGGGUGGGUUGUAACUGAUUGCAGACAUGAAGAUUUUCUAAAUGGAUAAGAAUCAUAAACUCUGAACCUCCUGACAAUCACAGCAUCAUCCCUCGGACUAUAAGGCAGCCUUUGACCUCAGCCUCUGUUUUCUGGCCGUACUUCCUGGCUUUGAAGGAUGGGUGAUGGGCCUGUGACUGAUCCUGCCUGCCUGCCUUAUCCCACCCUUCAAUGGAGCCGAUGUGGAACUCCUCCCACCCACCUCCACAGCUCAUGUCCAACAUGUCUGCCUCCUCUCUGCCUGAGGGCUGGGCUCUGUCCCAGUCGCUAGCCCUGCUGGCCAUGCUGCUCAUGGAUCUGCUGGCUGUGGUGGGUAAUGUGGCUGUCAUGGCGGUCAUUGCCAAGGCCCCACAGCUCCACAAGUUUGCCUUUGUCUUCCACCUGUGCGUGGUGGACCUGCUGGCAGCCCUGGUGCUGAUGCCCCUUGGCAUGCUCUCAAGCCGAGCGUUCUUUGGGGAGGCCCUGUGCCGGAGCUACCUCUUUCUCAGUGUGUGCCUGGUCAGCGCUGCCAUCCUCUCGAUAUCUGUCAUCAAUGUGGAGCGUUAUUACUACAUCAUACAUCCUAUGCGCUAUGAAGUGAAGAUGACUGUUGGCCUGGUAGCAUCAGUGCUGGUGGGGAUAUGGGUCAAAGCCCUGGCCAUGUCUGCUCUGCCGCUGCUUGCUUGGUUCCUGCAAGGUGGAAAAACUCCUCUUUUGGAGAGUGGUGGGGUUGGGGGAGGAGGAGGUGGGGCUGUCCCAUCUCCCCCUGCUCAGGGUCACAGGCGCUGCUCACUGCAUUGGACAGGGGGAGGGUCAAACCGCUUGGCCUUCAUGGUCCUAUUUACUCUGGUGUAUUUCCUGUGUCCACUGCUUGUCAUUCUUGUUGUGUACUGCAAUGUGUUCAAAGUGGCUCGGGUAGCUGCCAUGCACCACGGGCCUCUGCCCACCUGGAUGGACACACCUCGUCGCCAGCGGUCAGAAUCACUCAGCAGCCGUUCCACUAUGGUUACCAGCUCUGGGACGGGGACAGGGACAGGAAGAGCCACUCCACAGCGCCCCUUUGGGGGAGGAAAGGCUGCAGCAGUGUUGGCGGCAGUAGGUGGGCAAUUCCUCUGUUGCUGGCUGCCCUACUUUACUUUCCACCUGUAUUCAGCACUGGCUGCCAGCCCCCCAGCCACACUGGCCUCUCUGGAGGAAGUGGUCACCUGGAUUGGCUACUUCUGCUUUACCUCCAAUCCCUUCUUCUAUGGCUGUCUCAACAGACAGAUCCGGGAGGAGCUGGGCAAGCAUCUACCUUGUCUGUUUCGUCGAGCAGGGGUUGAGGUGGAGGACAGACUGCCCAGCCGUGAAGGAUCCAUAGAGGAGAAUUUCCUUCAGUUUCUUCAGGGCACUGGCUGCAACUUGGAUCCUCAAAACUCUCACAGCACCUCCAGUCCUAAGGGGGAGGCCUGCUGCCCCAUGGCUCAGUCCCAACCAACUGAGCCAGCACAGCCCAUACCCAUUGAUUUCCGUAUCCCUGGACAAAUUGCAGAGGAGACUUCAGAGUUUAUUGAGACUGAACAGCUGUGGAAAUUUUUAUCCCGGAAGGAGAAUACAUGUCGAUUUUUUUGACUGCCCUGCUCAUCAGGGUUUUUACAGUACCUCAGAUGCAGGAAAAGAAAAAAACAUUAUUUAACAGCCCUGUGCAUUUCCAUGUCAAGUGUGACUCCUGCACACUUUAUUCUAAUGUUGUAAGGAGACUAAAGAGGAUGUGAUUGCUUGUUGUGGUUUUAUUAGAAAUGAGGGUGCAGACUUUGCUAAGUUUUUCAGCUUGAGUUUGAUGAUGAAAUGAAGUAGUAUUUUAUAGCAAAUCGUUAGGGAUUAAUUUGAUAAAAUGUAUGUGGAAAAGUAUGAUUGAAAUAUCAAAUCCUUUCUUAAUGUGCAAACAGGGUUUUUAAGAUAUUUUUUCAGUGACAAAGCCAAGCCCAAAUCAAAAGCUUGCUAAGCUUGAUCUCUUCUUUUCAUCACGUCUAAAUAUCCCAAACUGUGAAUGACAUUGAAUGUUUGUGUUAGGAUUUUCACUUGGUCAUAUUGUUUUUUUUUAAUGCUGUGAUUAAAAUAAAAGAAUUACUUCCACUGUACUGCAAGAAAAUGAAUGUGUUUAGAAAAAACAUGGCUAAAACUUGAGUGAGAGAUGCUGUUGUAAUAAAGAGUUUCUAUGUUUGUAAAACA
This is a messenger RNA of Seriola aureovittata, 2527 nucleotides long. Its product is annotated as G-protein coupled receptor 61-like. Bases 509 to 1927 code for a protein of 472 amino acids. NCBI's taxonomy places the organism in Eukaryota, Metazoa, Chordata, Actinopteri, Carangiformes, Carangidae. Gene Ontology annotation, biological process: G protein-coupled receptor signaling pathway. Gene Ontology annotation, molecular function: G protein-coupled receptor activity. The record is from RefSeq and is a predicted model, not a curated record. Gene Ontology annotation, cellular component: endosome; plasma membrane; signaling receptor complex. The transcript is spliced from 3 exons.